This is a messenger RNA of Gryllus bimaculatus (two-spotted cricket), 1119 nucleotides long. Lineage: Eukaryota; Metazoa; Arthropoda; Insecta; Orthoptera; Gryllidae. The record is from the annotation of a GenBank genome assembly.
GGAGGUUCAAAUCAUAGUUUAACGAUACUGCAUCGCAUCCACGGGCAGGCGCUGGCCAGCCGCUUCGCGCGCGCCGUGUGCGUGGAGCUGCCGGGCCGGCAGAUGGUGCGCGCGCUCGUGCGCGGCGCCGUCGACGUGUGCUCCGAGCUCAUCUGGCUGACGCGGGAGGUCGAUACGCCGCACACCUACCCGCACCAGCGCGAUGACCUGUGCGUGGUGGUGCGGCGGCAGCAGCGCGUACCGCAGACCAUCCUGCGCUCCUUCUCCGCCGACACGGACGCGGUGCUGGGCGCGCUGGACGCCUUCGUCAACGGCGGCUUCGCCGAGCGCGCGGGCGACGGGCGCGCCAACGCGCUGCUUCUGCUGCUCAGCGCCGCGGGGCUCGUGCUCGUCAACGCCUUCACCGGCCGCUUCAUGAGCUUCCUCACCGUGCUGGGCGACCCGCCGCAGCUGGACACGCUGCGCGACGUGGCCGCGCACGUCGACCGCGUCUACGGCGACGCCACGCUGCGCAGACAGCUCCACUCCGCGCACCCCGACGACGUCAUCUGGAAGCUGCUCGACAUGCUGGCGGAGGCGCCCCAGGACGGCAACCCGCUGGACGUGGCGCGGCGCGAGUUCGCCGAGGAGGAGCGCGGGCCGGCGUACAUCAUGUCGCUGGAGCAGGCGCGCCUGCUGGUCGAGGGCCGCAACAUGACGGACGCGGCGACGGGCGCGCCUCUGGCGCACCUGGUGGCGGAGCGCGCGCUCUCGCUGGCCUACGUGGCGUUCAUGACGCGGCCGCGCUGGCCCCAGCGCGCGCGCUUCGACCGACUGCUGCAGUUCGCGUUCGAGGCCGGCCUGCCCCUCAAGUUCGACAGCGACUACAGGCGGGAGCUGCGCGCGCUCGGCAUCCUGCACCGCGGGCCCGCCCUGGCCGGGGCCGCUGGCGCAGAGGCCGAGGAGCCGCGCGCGCUGCGCCUGCAGGCGCUGAUGGAGCCCGCCGCCUACCUGGGCGCAGGGCUGCUCGCCGCCGCCGCCGCCUUCGCCGCCGAGGUGGCGCAGGGCGCGCUCGCCUGCCGCCGCCGCCGCCGCCGCCGCCGCCUCCGCCGCCGAGCGCAGCGCAUCGCCUUCGCCCUC